Ylistrum balloti is the source of this 8296-nucleotide messenger RNA. Its product is annotated as nucleosome-remodeling factor subunit NURF301-like. The record is from RefSeq and is a predicted model, not a curated record. Gene Ontology annotation, biological process: regulation of transcription by RNA polymerase II. Bases 1 to 7761 code for a protein of 2586 amino acids. The transcript is spliced from 24 exons. Gene Ontology annotation, cellular component: NURF complex. NCBI's taxonomy places the organism in Eukaryota, Metazoa, Mollusca, Bivalvia, Pectinida, Pectinidae. Gene Ontology annotation, molecular function: RNA polymerase II cis-regulatory region sequence-specific DNA binding.
AUGUCCACUAGAGGAAGACGCGGAAGAGGGCGACCGCCAAAGACGCCUUUGUCAUCCGUAAGGCCCAGGAGUAAUUUUUUGAGAAAGCCCAAAGCCUAUCAAAACCAUGGAACUCCAUCAAGUGAUCCAAGUUCUCGGUCGAGUACCCCAGUCAGUACGCCUGGAACCCCGAUACGGGGACAGGGGAGGGGCAGGUCCCGUGAGGCUGCACAAAGAGGUAGACAUUUCAUUCAAAACAUGAUAUUUGAAGACGAUGAUCAAUCGCGAUCUAGUCUUGAUCCAGAGGAUAAAGCAAGUGACGUUAUAGAUGAUCUGGAUGAAAACGAUCCGGUUUCAGAUGCUAGCUAUGAAGAAUCUGACUCUGAUUAUAGUGAUGAUAGCUUCAGUACUAUAGGUAGCUCUGCUGGCAGGAGAAAAUUGUUUUUUGGAAGAAGACCUAAAACACCAGAGCUACCGGACGACAAAGAUAUUACACCAUUAACUAUGCCUCCUAGUUCAACAGAUUUGUUGAUACCCAUUGAAAACCUUAUGCAAAGUUUAAGCAUCUAUGAAGUGCUGCGACAUUUCCGUACCAUUCUCAGAUUAUCCCCAUUUAGCUUUGAGGACUUUUGUGCAGCAAUAAUGAGUGAUGAAAUUUCCUCGCUGCUGACAGAAAUUCAUAUAACAUUAUAUAAAGCGUUAUGGCGUGAAGAAGAUGGUAAUAAUACAGCAUUUGGUCCCUCGGAUAUGAAGGACAGCAUCAAUAUAUCAUUGUUCUUCGUUGAUGCUUUUACUUGGCCAGAAUCCAUCCGAGCACUACUUGACACAGAGUCUGACAGAUAUCCAGAGUAUAAGGUGGCAAUAGAAUCAUUAGAACAUCCAGACUUCCCCUUUGUGCCUGUUGAAGAAAGACUUAAAGUUUUGAAGACUCUUACUGACCUGUUUUUGGUUACAAACAAUGUGAGAGAAGAAAUUAUGAAUGAAGGAAAUAUCCAAUAUGAUGAUCACUGCAGAAACUGCCAUAAACUCGGAGAUUUGCUGUGUUGUGAAACCUGCUCUGCUGUGUAUCACCUAACAUGUGUGGAACCUCCCAUGGAAGAGGUACCGGAGGAAGAUUGGGUCUGUGGAGUUUGCCGAGCUCACAAGAUUAAAGGUGUUACAGAUUGUGUAUCUGAGGCAGAAAAAAGUGGUCUUUUAUGCAGACAGGAACCUAUUGGGUUUGACAGACAUGGAAGAAAGUAUUGGUUUUUAGUGCGGAGAAUCAUUGUGGAGGGUGAAAAUGAAGUUUGGUACUACAGUACAAAGGGUCAGAUUGACGAGUUGCUGGAGGUACUGGACUCUGAAGGCUGGGAGAAAGAUCUGGUCAACGCCAUCUAUGAAUUCAAAGAAGAUAUUCUCAAACAGAUGGCUGUCACUCACGAACUCACAAUGUUACACAAGGGCAGCAAGAAAUCUGCUUUGGAGUUGGAAAUAAAUGAAGUUGCCAAGACACAAGCAGAAAGGUCAUUACGAAAAGCGCAAGAAGAGGCAGAAAGGAAAAUUAAAGAAGAGGAAGAGGAGAAAAGGAGGAAAGAGGAAGAAGAAUCUGAAGAAAAAAGAAAUCUUGAAGAAAAUAAAGAAUCAAUGGAACUUGAUGGUCCAAAGGAAAAUGGAGCCACCUGGGCAAAAGACGAAAUUAAAGAGGACACUAUCCAAGCCAAUAUGGUAAUGAUAAACCUGAUAACAGAAGUUCUGACCACAACAACAACCACCUCAACUUUGGUGAAGUCUGUCACUACAAUCUCUGAAUCUUCAACAGUCACUCCGAAGAUGGAGGACAUAAAGGAAGAAAUGGAAGUAGAUAUAAAAUCUGAACUGAAGGAGGAAAUUAUGGAAAAUAAUGUAGAAACCAGUGAAAUUAACCAAGAAGUGAAAUCAGAACAACUGAAGGAUCUUCAAAACCAAGUAAAGCAACCACUCGACAUUAGAAAAAUUGACUUAAAAAACCUUACUCAAGUUAACGACAAACCCAAGUCCACAAUAAUGAAUGUUCAGUCAGUUUGUCCAAAUGUGAAACAGACUGUUUUGAAAAUGAAUGAUGAAAGUAGUCCACAGAAACAGACUAGAACUGUUUUAAUUGUAAAUAGAGAUGGCAAUAAGGUGACAUUGGCUGUCAGUAAACAGCCACUCGAUGGCACGAAGGCUGAGACAACUACCAUCCAGCAAACUAGUACGACAACCACAGCAUCAGCCCUAGCAGAAGCCAGAAAGAUUGUUACAAGGUCAAAAACUGGUUCACUAACUCCAAAGCAGUUCACAGAUUCAAUAACGGGAACCACAUCAGUCAAAACUCUUUCCAAACUGUCUUCCUCUUCAUCUGAUGAUCUUCUAGUCAUUAAUAAAGAUGGUGACAUCACUAGGGUCACCAGGAGUAAGUCAGCCUCUGUAAGCGCUUUACAGCAACAGCAUUUUAAGCUAGGCAUGGAAUGUAAUUUUAAGAAUUACGUGAACCAAUAUGCUACAAACAACCUGGCUCUGAACAAAUACCAGCAUAAUGAGGAACGCGACAAACGGCGCUACCUGUCUCAUAAGUUCAGUCUUACGCAGGCUAGUGAGUUCAAAUGGAAUGGGGCAAACCAUGGCAAAAAAAGUACAGUGAUUCAGACAUUGAUGUUGACCAUUAUACAGCUGGAGUCAAGUAUCCCCAGCUCAUUUCUCCACCCUAACUGGCCACUUCAUCGACAGAGCUGGACGAAUGCUGUACACAUGUGCCGUAAACCAAGCGACUUCUCUCUUGCCCUUUCUAUACUUGAAGCUUGCAUGAAGCCUGUGAUAUUCAAUCCAGUAUGGUCUGAAGCUUUGGGACACUGUCGCCUGCAGAAGAUUACAUCCCUAGACAGGGAAGAGAUGAAGAAACGAGAAAAGGAAUUGAGAAAGAGGAAGGAAGAGGAGGAGGAAGGUCGGCCAUUGGUGUGGAUAAAAUACACUUUAGGGUUGAAGCACCAGGUGUGGAAGCAGAGAGGAGAGGAAUACAGAGUGACAGGUGGUCAAGGAUGGCGAUGGAUUAGCUCCACACGGAAAUAUCAAUUUGUACCUCAGGAUACAGUUGGACUCAGGAAUGUAGCUCGUAAAAUUCAAGCCCGUAAACGUAAGGCAGCGGAAGUCAUACCGAAGGCAGCAGACAGUAAUCCAAAGUCUGUUUCCUCCCCCAGCAAGUCAGAGGGAGCAGAAAGUGUGGCUAUGGAUACAAAGGUGGAAGAGGAAAAGACGGAAACUUCUCCAGCAAAUUGUAAUGAGGAAGACUCAGGCGCUGAUAAUGGGGAGUUAAAUGACAAGAGUGGGACAAACAAAAACUUGAAUCAGUGCACUUCUGUUGGAGAUGACCAAAUGGAAGUUGACAUUGAAAGUGUAAGUCCUGUCAAAAAGUCUGUUGUUCAGACAUCUGCACCAGUUAAAGUAGAUAACAGUGAAAAGAAACUGGAUCUGUUAAAUCAUACUCUGCCUCCAAAAUUGGAUAUUCCACAGGUUGAUGUUUGUAAAGCUAUGAAUGAGAGAACACACUAUCCGAAAGUGACAAAACCAUAUGCUAAACUUGACUUGCUGUUGCAACGACGGCUGAAACAAGAGGAGAUUGAAAACAAGCAAAGACAGGCUCUCCAGCAGCAGAUUAACUGGAAGUUGAAGAGUCAAAAUUCUCCCGACAAAAAAGAUGAGUCAAAAGAUUCCUCGGAAGAAAAAGAUACAGAAAGUAAAGAAGAUAAAUCUGAAGAUCCGUGUGAACUAGAUGAUGUGUCAAUGCCAUGUUAUUCCUACUUGUGUAGGGAGAAAGGCAAAGAGUUCUGUUACUCACCCACUUGUCGGAAAGCUGUUUUGGAUGAGAGUGAGUUGAUGGAUAUGGAUAUAGCUGAGGAUGCUAUCGAGGCAGAGAAAGAUAAAUCCAUUGCUGACAUGAGCAUGGAAGACGAAGAUGUAGAUAUAGAAGGAGACAAAGAAGAGAAAACAGACAAGAAAGAAAAAGCUGAGGAGAAAGAUUCACUCAUUGAUGUGGAAAAAGAUGAAGAAGGGACCAAUAAAAAUAGCAAUAGCAGCUCAAUUCCAAAAGUACCAUCAUCAGAUUCAUCAACAUCAUCAAACACUUCUUCCUUGGUAAGUAAAACUCCCACCACAACUUCUCCAGGCACAACAUCAGCCAUUUCUUCUGCGCUUUCAGCUAUGAAGUCACCGUCAAGUCGAGCAGCGGCUGUUGCACAACUCUUGGCCAACCGUCCAGGCCUGAAGGCAUUCACACAGGCACAGCUCAUGUUGAAGCAAGCCAUUGAAAAAAUGAGUGUUGAAGAAUUAAAAUCCAAAAUGCCACCAGCCAGGUCAUCAAAAGAACCAAUAAAGUUAGUGAAGUAUGCAAAAUUCGGACAGAAACCCGCAGCAAAGAAAAAGGCCUCGCUUCCCCCUUGUCAUAAGUAUUUAACACCAAGUAGGAAACGGUCAGCACUAGUAUUAGAGAAACACGAUCUUAGGAAAAUGGCAAGAACAAAAGGGCUCACUGAAACCAAACAAUUCAAUUACAAUUGUAAAAUGAAUAAUGUCAACUGGAUCUAUCCUUGCCCACGGCCUCUGUUCAGAACAUCAUGGCGGUAUCGUACUCAAACUGUUAAAUCCUUCGGUGGAGUGGGUCUCCAAAUGAGAAUUCUGUGGGCGUGUCUGCGCUGGGAUGAUCUGUCAAUCAAGCCACCAGCUGGAGGCACAAACACAGUGUCAACAGAAACUGAAAUCACCACUAAAGAGCUUCUCAAGCGACGAGAUGUUGGACGUGAUGGACUGAGGUCCGAGUUUCUGGUCAGAAAGAUUGUGGUGCCUCUAGGUUUACCUAGUCAACCUAAAGAAAAAUACACACCUCAGAGGAGUGGCUUAAGGGAAAGAAGGAGGGCAGAAUCUCCCAAACAGACAGAACCAAGUGUGACAGAAACAUGGACUCCAGAAGAGGAAUUGGAACUCUGGGAAAUUAAACAGUUUGGAGAAAAGUUAGCAAAACAGAGAGCAGCAAUUCAAGAGAAGACAAGUCAGGAUUCAGUGAAGACUGCUGUGAAUGCCCAGCAGUUGAAGGCACAACUAGAGAUGCAGCUGAAACAACAGAGACUUGCGCUACAACAGAAGCGUAUGAUGGAGUCUCAGGGUUCAACAGCAGCCACCACAACAUCUACUACCACUAUCUCUUCUGCAGCUGCCACUUCUUUAAUCUCCACAGUACAGAGCACUGCAGGCGGUACCAUUAUCAAGCCAGCCACCACCGCCAACUCGAUACUUGGUGGUACUAGUAUACUCAAGACUGUACAAGUCCAGCCUAAAACUGUCAUUGCAGGUAGCCAAGGAACACCUGGACGUUCACUGGUACGAUUCCAGAUCCCAAGGUCAGCUGUCCAGCAAAUGCAGUCAUCCAGUUCCUCUAAUAUCACACUUGCCCCAAAACCAGGACUUGUUACAACAGCGGUCACCACAAGCGCAGUUACUUCCCCGGCAAGGGUGGUAGUGCCAGCCCCAACCUCCACACCACAGUCACUGACACCAAAAGUCCAAUUUCGGCCCCAGGUUGUGGCUCAGGGUGUGCCAGGCCAGGUGCAGAAUCUACAGAUUAUCCAGGGCCCCCAGGGUCAGCUUCAGGUGCGAGGACUCCUGCCAGGUCAACAGAUCAUCAGAUUACCUGAUGGACGUCUUCAGCUUUUGUCAAUGCCGCAGUCUCCACAAGUGGCUUCUGCCACUCCAACUCCAACAGUUACCCCUGCCACCACUGUGGCCGCCCCUGCCCUGACACCACCACGUACUCAGCUUGCCAUUCGUCCUCAGACCUCCAUCAUUGUAAGUAAUGCCAGUGGGAGUACACAGACAGCUACCACACCAGCCAGAAUUAUCAUUCCAUCUCAGAACCUUCCAACAGCAUUAGGCUCACCAAGUCCUGGCAUCAGCCUUGUUUCUGCAGCCAAAGAAGGUGGCCUUGUUGCCACAGUAGUCAAGGGCAAUAGCCCCACUUCCAUUUCCCUGGCUACACCCAAAGUUCUUGCUCCAGGACUAGUCACCGGUUCCAGUACAUUGUCUGGAACUCAGGCAGUCACCAUGACAACUUCAUCAGCUGCUGGAGCAUUAGCAUCAGCCAUCAAAACCAUCACUCUUCAGAAGCCAGUAUCAUCCUCUACCAUCACUUCACCCAUCACAGUAACCUCCAUGCCACAAGUGGGAUCGAGUGGCCUCCCCAAGAUUGUGACAGCUACUAGAGCUGCCCUGCCUGGUCAACUCAUUGUUCAGACACCAAGGCCACAGGGUCAACCUCUGCUGAUGGCUCGACCUCAGGUACCAACUACAGUAUCAACUGCUCCAGUCACGACAGUGUCAGCAGCUGCUGCAACAAAGUAUGCAGUCACACCACAAGUUGUGCAGCAAGUGGUUCGUCAAGCAUUGAUGCAGAACCAGACACCAGAGAUACAGGCCAAAUUAUUGGCUAUGCAACGACUGAUGACCCAGCCAAAAACUGCUGGCUCCUUAGCAGAGCUGGCAGAUUCAAUUACCAUAUCUACUUCAGGCUCUGAAAUUGGGGUGGAGGGGGCCAAAGUACCAAUCUCAGCAAUAAGUAAAGCACAAGUACCAACAGCUACACCCGACCAGAACCGUCCACGACAGCUUAAAACCACAGUAGUUGAAAAGGAAGAACAAAAUAGACUCACAAUUUGUGGUCAGGUGCUUCGAAACGUUAUUGAGAAAAUCGAGAAGAAGGAGCGAGACGAAAGCCGGCGGAUGAAGAAGCAAGAGAUGGAGGAGGAGAAACAUAAAAGACUAAUGGUAGCCAAACUUCAGGGCACUUUAUUCAAACACAAGGAAGCUCUUAAGAAGGAGAUUCUUAAGAAGCGGUCGAUUAUGGAGAAAAACCUACAGCAAGAGAUACAGGCUGAGGUGAAUGAACAAUUGAAGAAAAGGAAGAAAAAGCCAGAUUCGCCUGUACGUCCGUUGGUUACAGUGACAAGUCAAAAGGCACCAAUACUCAACCCAGACCAAACCAUAGCACAGGACGAACCUAAACGCAAGAAACAGAAAAUCAUUUCAACUGGGAGUAGAGCAUUCAAUCCCAAGGAAAAACUCUACUGUGUAUGUAAAACACCUUAUGAUGCCACCAAAUUUUAUAUUGGAUGUGACCUGUGUUCUAACUGGUUCCAUGGCGACUGUGUGGGUAUAUCAGAAGAAAGAGCCAAGACUAUAGAUACAUACGUGUGUGGGGAGUGCAAAAAACAGAAGGAGACAGCUACUGAGGAGCUAUACUGUCUGUGUAGGACACCGUACGAUGAGGCACAGUUCUACAUUGGAUGUGACCGAUGCCAGGACUGGUUCCAUGGGCGGUGUGUUGGCGUGUCGCAGGGUGAGGCAGACCAUAUUGACACUUACAUAUGUCCAAAUUGUAUGCGCAAAGAGGAGGCUGAUCCAAUCAGUCAGAAGGAACUCCUUGACCGGGACUAUGACACAUUACGCAGACUUGUUAAGAGUCUUCAGUCUCAUAAGAUGGCUUGGCCAUUCCUGGAGGCAGUUGAUCGUAAUGAAGUCCCAGACUAUUAUCAUGUUAUCAAGGAUCCAAUGGAUUUGAUGACAGUUGAGAGACGGCUACAGAAGAAGAAGUACAGUAAGUUAAAAGACUUUGUUAAAGAUGUGACUAAGAUAUUUGAUAACUGCAGACUAUACAACCCAACGGAUACGCCGUUCUACCAGUGUGCGGAAGUGCUGGAAACAUUUUUUGUGCAGAAACUGAAAUCUGUGAAGGAGCGGAUAUGAUGCAUAUAUUUAUAUAUCUUGUAUGUUUUGGGUCCUUUGUCAAUGUUUAUCACCUUGUUAGUGACUACUAAGUCAGAAUGUUUGUGUACCAUGAAGCAUGAAACAUCCUGUUAAUGAUUUGAGAAUGUUUUCAAUAUUUAUUCAUAUUCAUUAUUCACAUGUAAGAGCUUGAUUUCAGGUAAAAAUAAUUAAGCAGUUGUUGAUGUUUUUUUCUGAUGUUAAGCUUGAUUACUGUUAGCAUUCUCAGUAUCGAGUAUGAUAAUAAGUUUGACAGUUUGUAGGUGAAAUUUUCAAAAUUCCCUUACGAAAUCUGGUUUUUCUGACAGAUUUUCAUGUGAUCAUUUUGGAAAAAACUUUUUUGGAAAUGGUUUGCAAUACUCUAUUAACCUAAUAUUUUUCAUUAUUGUUCAGCUGACUACACUUUGACAAAGUCACUCAGAUAAUUCAGUGUUGUGAACCAGAAGUGGGGAUAUAAUGUAAGCUGUAAACUUGAACUUGGGUUGUUAACAUUGAUUUUUUUGGAUUUGUUAUGAUU